CGGAUCCAUCCCCAUCCCCAUUCCAGUUCGUUGGUUCAGCCAGCCAUGGCUCUCCGUCUUCACCACCUACCCCUCCUCCUCCUCCUCCUCGUGCUAUCCACCGCCUCCGCCACCCACUCGCCGGAGAGCGCCACCGCCCGCGCCCACCACCACCACCGCCGCUCGCCGUUCGGCACGGCCACCGCCCACUUCCACCCCGUCCCUGCCGCCGCGCCCUCCAUGCACCAAAACCACCUCCACGCCGACAGCCAGUCCCUGCUCUCCGCCGGCGACGUCGACCCCGUCCUCGCCGACGCGCAGGCCCGUCCCGCUCCGCUCGUGCCGCCCCAGGCCGAAGCGGCAUCACCGCCUCCCACGCUCGUCCUCCCGCUGCCGGAUCUCGCGGAGGCGACGCCGCGGCCGCAGGAGGAGGGCUCCGCGCCGACGACGCCCGCUGCAGCGACGACAACGACGACGACCAGCACGCUUCUCCCGCUCCCUGCCACGGUGGCGACGACCGCGAGCCCGCCUCCGCCUCCCGCCGCGUCCGACGCCGAGCAGGGGCUGCAGCAGCUCUCCAGGGUGCUCACCUCGCUGGGGUACAACGAGAUGGCCUCGGAGGCGCCGCUCCUCGCCCGCGCGCCGCCGCUCGCGAGGUGGCCCGGGGCCAUCACCGUCUUCGCGGCCCCCGACGCCUUCCUCCAGGCCGCCUGCCCCAUGUGCUCGCGCCGCCACCUCCUCGAGCAGCACAUCGCCAUGGGCUACUACCCCUACUCCAAGCUCGCCGCCGCAGCCACCAUGAAGAUCCCCUCCGCCUCCGUCGGCUUCUGCAUCAAGGUCGCCACCGAGCGGGGCCCCUUCGGCAUCCACUACGCCAGGAUCUACGCCGACGGCGUCGAGGUGUCCCACCCCGAGCUCUACAACGACGGCCGCUACGUCGUCCACGGCCUCCACGGCUUCCUGCGCCCGCUCACGCACUCCUGCUUCGACGGCCCGCACCACCACCACCUCACGAGCCGCUCCGCCGCAGCCUCCGCGGCGACUGCUUCCUCCGUGGUGCGCAUCAUGAUCCGCGACGCCAUGGCGCGACUCCGUGACGGGGGCUACGGCUUCAUGGCGCUGGCCAUGCGCGUCAAGUUCGCCGAGCUCGAGAAGUUUGCCAACCUGACGCUCUUCGCGAUCGACGACCCGGCCAUCUUCGUCGGCGGAGGCCACGACUACGUCUCGGCGGUGCGCUUCCACAUCGUCCCCAACCACCGCCUCACGCGCGCAGACCUCCACCGCCUCCGCCCCGGCACGGUGCUCCCCACGCUGGCCGGCGAGGGCCAGAGCCUCGUCGUCACCCACUACGCCACCGGCUCAGCCUCCUCCAACGACGACGUCCGCAUCAACUACAUACCCAUCAAGGAGCCCGACGUGGUGGUCAACUCGCGCAUUGCCGUCCACGGCGUCUACGUGCCGUUCCCCCGCCUCCACCUCGCCGACCUCGCCGUCGCGUCCGCCACCGACCAGACGAACGGCACCUGCGGCGUGGGGGAGCCCUUCGGCGACUGCGCCUCCUCAGCGAUCACCUCUCCGAAGAGGCAAGUAGCUCCCGGCGAAUGAUGCGAUGCGUACGUCUCGUCUCCAUCGUUUUGCUCUGUUAUUAUGUUUCUAGCCAUGGAGGAUUUACUGCUAGUAGUGCGUAGUGGUGGAGUAGUGGUUCGGAUUUGGGCAGUCGUUUAGUUCAAUAGAGGUUCAGAUGAGAGAUGAGUACUUCUGAUUGCAUUUUGUGGCACCGAAUGAUUGUUGCAUAGCUUAUCCAGUACGACUUGAAUCAAUUUUGGUGCGAAUUUGAUUCAUCUUCUCGUUGCUCUGUUCC
Triticum urartu is the source of this 1840-nucleotide messenger RNA. RefSeq lists its product as uncharacterized. NCBI's taxonomy places the organism in Eukaryota, Viridiplantae, Streptophyta, Magnoliopsida, Poales, Poaceae. The record is from RefSeq and is a predicted model, not a curated record.